CACAUAUUUACUGUUGUCCUUGUUUUGAGUUACACACAGGCACUUAGGAGUUAAAGGAUAUUUAACUUGCUUUUCAAUCCUCAUCUGUGCCAAAAACACGGUAUUGGGAGGGGGUGUAAUUGUAAUAGCCUUUAAUGAUUUCAUUUGCCUGUAGAAAAGUCUAAGAAAUCUACAAUUCUGUUGGUUUUUGCAGCCUUUAUAAGUCCUCACAUAGACUACUGAUUUCUUCUCUGUAUCCUGCUCAUUGUUGAAAAGCCAGAGCUAUUUUUAACGUUUACACAAUUUCGAUAGAUGAUUCUUCAUUCCACAAGGUUUGGUGCUAAAGCUGUGGAGCCUCUCGUAAUUAUCUCCUUCUCGUGGUUUGCUUGAAUUUGAUCACAGUGGCUGAUUUCAUGCAUUGAUAAUGAAGGCUUAGGUUGCCUGUUUCUCGGCAUAAAUUCACCUCAGACUUGUGCGUUGACAGUGCUUCUGGUUUCAGCACGCUUGGAGAUAUAGAAUUGAAAUUGCUCUGCUUUCUUUACAAAUGACUCAGAGUGUGCCUGUCCUUACCUAAAAUGUUGCCAGCGUGUAAAGGAUUUUCAAUGAGCAGUGCAACAAGCCAGCAACUGAGAAGGUUUGGAGCGGCACUGAUAUAACGUGGUGCUGUCACACUGAUAAUCAAGGCUGGAGCCAAGUCUCGGUAGCACCGUGCUUUACCCUGGUCACAUACUGGAAGUUUUGUGUAUUGAACUUGGUUGCUCCUGAGGCUGGUGAGAGCCCUGGCAGGAUGUGGAGUGGACUUCCUAGCAGAGGCAGUACAUGCCACACUACUACCCUUCCUGCUCUUGUGCGCACACCUACCCUGAUGAUGCAGCCUUCACUGGAUAUCAAACCCUUCAUGCCUUUUCCAGUGGACAGUAGUUCUGCUGUUGGUCUCUUUCCAAAUUUUAACACAAUGGAUCCUGUUCAAAAAGCAGUCAUUAAUCACACGUUUGGAGUGUCCAUUCCUCCAAAGAAGAAGCAAGUUAUUUCUUGUAAUGUCUGCCAGCUUCGCUUUAAUUCCGAUAGCCAGGCCGAGGCCCACUACAAAGGAAGUAAACAUGCCAAGAAGGUCAAAGCACUAGAGGCAACGAAAAAUAAACCCAAAAUGGUUUCUUCCAAGGACAGCGCAAAGGCUAGCCCCAGCUGCGCCAUCACUCCAAUCACAGGCAACAACUCUGACAAAUCAGAAGAUAAAGGAAAGUUAAAAGGCAGUAGUUCCAGUCAGCCAUCAAGCUCUGAAAGUGGCUCAUAUCUCCUCAAAUCUGGCGCCACAGCCCUGCCACCUGGAGCAGCCACCUCUCCUUCCAAGAGCACAAAUGGAGCUCCUGGUACUGUUACUGAGUCAGAAGAAGAAAAAGCCAAAAAAUUACUUUAUUGUUCACUAUGCAAAGUGGCUGUGAACUCCCUGUCACAGCUAGAGGCACACAACACAGGAUCUAAACACAAGACCAUGGUUGAGGCACGCAAUGGGGCUGGUCCAAUUAAGUCCUACCCUAGACCCGGAUCACGAUUAAAGAUGCAGAAUGGCAGUAAGGGCUCAGGACUACAGAACAAGACAUUUCAUUGUGAAAUCUGUGAUGUUCAUGUUAAUUCAGAAAUUCAACUCAAACAGCACAUUUCUAGCCGAAGGCAUAAAGAUCGAGUUGCAGGGAAGCCGUUGAAGCCGAAAUACAGCCCUUACAACAAACUGCAGCGGAGCCCAAGCAUUCUAGCAGCAAAACUUGCAUUCCAGAAAGAUAUGAUGAAGCCUCUGGCCCCUGCCUUCCUGUCCUCGCCCCUGGCGGCAGCUGCGGCUGUGUCCUCGGCACUGUCACUUCCUCCCAGGCCUUCUGCCUCGCUCUUCCAGGCUCCAGCCAUCCCUCCUGCUCUCCUGAGGCCUGGGCACGGGCCCAUCCGUGCCACUCCAGCCUCCAUCCUCUUUGCUCCCUACUGAUGUCUGCAAGUCCCAAGAUGAUUGAGGCCAGUAGGGAGGCUGAAAAGGAAAGCCAAAAGGAUUCAGCAGUUUAGGCAUUUUGUGUGCAGUAAGUACCCCCAGCUACCCGCAUUGCACCACACACCACCCCAAGCCCCAGCUCCAAAGAACAGAUCCCUAGAUUCAAGCGUGUUUUUGUGGUCCUUGCCUGUCAUUUAGGAAAUCUGAGCAACAUAGUCUAUCUCCCUGUUUCUGGCCCCAGCUCCAUUCAAAUUGUGUAUCUGAGACAUUUGGUUUCUUGAAAAUGUAUUGGUCAGAGCAACAACAACAACAAAAAAUUCUUUUUUUUCACGGGGCAUGAUCUGGCUUUGAAACAAUAUGGAAUAUUUUCCUGACAGACUUGAAAACUAGGAUCUUCCUUGAUGUCUGUAAAUAACUCUGGAAUCCAAGUGGGUGAGCAUCUCCUAGCGUGGAACAAAAAUUGAUGAACACAAGUGCUGACUUGUGAAUACCAUCUCACUAAUGGAUCACAACAUCUUCGUUCUGGUGUGCUCUUGUUGACAGGGAUUGUGUACUGUUUUAGACCCGAGUACUGUUGUAUCCUGUGUAGUACUAGACCUGUAUUUCUUGUCUGAUUUCAACAUUUUUAGUUGCUGUGUAAAUGUUAGGAAGCAAAGUAGUUUUGCAUUUUCUCUUGAAGAGAACAAAAGAUAUGUAUUUUCUUUAUUUCACACUUUAUUUGGAGAUAUUUAAACAAAAUAGAAAGCCAUAUGACAUAGCUAUAAUUACUACCUAUGUGCUAUUUUUUCUUUAACUUAUUUUGUAGCUUCCUUACCAGUUUGAGUUGCUAAGCAAACGUAUACAAACAGAAACAGAGCUUCCUAAAUUGCACAUUUUUGCACCUCUUGUGCAUUCUGCAAGAAGACAAUGAAUUCAUGUAUUUCUAUGUAAUUAUCUUCAUUUUUAACCUGUUUUCAUUUGUAAUGAUGCUACAUAAUUUUGUGGCUCCCUAAUGCAAUAAUGUACAGAAGAUAAAAAAAAUUUAUAAUUGAACAAUUUGUCUUUCUGUUCACUGAGUCUGUUGCAGGCCAUGCUCUUAUGCCCCCCUUUCUAAGCUGAUAUCAACAAAACUGGAAUGUUUGUGAUAUCCGGGGGCAAGAGGUAUCGUAAAUCAACAAAAUAGAGUGAACACUUUUAGAGCAUCUUUAUCUGCAAUCUGUAAAUGGUAAAAUGUCUGUGUAUUUUUUUAAAUGUACCUUUUCAAUAAAAGUACA
Molecule: messenger RNA, 3207 nt
Organism: Ochotona curzoniae (black-lipped pika)
Lineage: Eukaryota; Metazoa; Chordata; Mammalia; Lagomorpha; Ochotonidae
Gene: ZNF385B
Product: zinc finger protein 385B
Exons: 8
Coding region: 767-1954 (395 amino acids)
Cellular component (GO): nucleus
Molecular function (GO): nucleic acid binding; zinc ion binding
Source: RefSeq, a predicted model, not a curated record